This is a messenger RNA of Prorocentrum cordatum, 4104 nucleotides long. Lineage: Eukaryota; Dinophyceae; Prorocentrales; Prorocentraceae. The record is from the annotation of a GenBank genome assembly.
CGGCGCUCUUCGCGCUGUGGCGCCAGGCGGCGGCCGGGGGGGAGCGGCGCCGCCACGCGCAGCUGCGGGGAUGCGCCAGGGCCACCGCCCGGCUGCGGGGCGGGCUGCUGCUGGGCGCGGUGGUCGCCUGGCAGGCCGCCUGCGCGGCCCGGAGAGCUGCGGCAGUCCACGCCGUGGGGCUGCGGCGGCGGCGCCAGGCAUGCGAGGCGUGCAGCCUUAUUGCGCUCUCGGGCAGAGCCCUGCUGAUGCUGGUGGGCGCGUUCGCCUGGUGGCGCCGCGCCCUGUCCGCGGCGCUGCUGGCCCGGAUGGCCUCCAGGGCCCGCGGGCUCCAAGAGGCGCGGGACGCCGCCGCGGCGCUCCUGGCCGCGGAACGCUCCCGCGCCCUGCUCGGGGCAGCGUUUGCACAGUGGCGCGCUGCAGAGGCAUCGCUGGAGGGAGCCGGCGCACACAAGAGGUCGAGCGGACCCCGACGAGAAGCGGGGGCGGCCAGCCGCGCUCAUGUCUGGCUGGCGGCCGUGCUUGUGCAGUGGCACCAGGCCGCGAGAGGGCGGCGGCAAGAGGCGGCGCUGAGGAGAGCCGGCGAAGACGGAAGGUCGCGGGGCCUUCGGGAGGCGCGGGGCUUCGCCGUGGAUGUUCUGGUCAUCGACCGGCGGCGCUCGCUGCUGGGACUAGUCUGGGCACGAUGGCGCGAGUCUUGGCACGCCGCGAAGAGCGCGGCCGCCGAGGCGGCGCUGAGAGGAGCCGGCGAAGGCGGAAGGUCGCUGGGCCUUCGGGAGGCGCGGGGCUUCGCCGUGGAUGUUCUGGCCAUCGACCGCCGUCGGUCUCUGCUGGAAGUGGCCUGGGCAACGUGGCGCGUGUCUUGGCACGCCACCAAGAGCGCGGUCGCUGGAGCGGCCUUGGAGAGAGCCCGCGCCGCACGCGGCACAGCCAUGAGUCUCCUCGCGACCAGCCGUUGCCGCUCUUGGUUGGCGGCGGUGCUCGCGCGGUGGUGGCAGAUGUCUCAGGACGCCGCGGCGAACGCAGCAGCAGAAGCAGCAUUGGAGAGGGCGCGUGCGGACGGGAGGUCGCGCGGGCUUCAAGAAGCAAGAGCCUGGGCCGCGGGCCUCCUCGCGGCCAGUCACACGCUCUCCCGGUUGGCCUCGGUGUUCACGCAGUGGCGCCACGCGUCUCAGCUGGGCGCGAGGGUCACAGCAACAGAAGCAGAAUUGGCUAGAGUCCGUGCAGACAGCCUGUCGAGCGGGCUCAGGGACGCACGAAUUGGUGUGGCGAGCUUGCUCGCGGCCAGUUGCGAUCGCUCAUGGCUGGCGGCAGUGCUCACGAAGUGGUACCUCGCGUCCCAGCUCGCCAAGAGGACCACAGCAGCAGAGGCGGCAGACGCCAGGUCGCACAAGCUUCGAGAGGCAUUGGACGUCGCCGCGAGCCAUCUUACGACCAGCCGCUCUCGUUUCCACAUUGCCGCCGUGUUCGCAGAGUGGCGCCACGCGUCUCAGCUGUGUGCGAAGGUCACAGCAACAGAAGCAGAAUUGGCUAGAGUCCGUGCAGACAGCCGGUCGAGCGGGCUCAGGGACGCACGAAUUGGUGCCGCAAGCUUGCUCGCGACCAGUUUUGCGAUCGCUCAUGGCUGGCGGCAGUGCUCACGAAGUGGUACCUCGCGUCCCAGCUCGCCAAGAGGACCACAGCAGCAGAGGCGGCAGACGCCAGGUCGCACAAGCUUCGAGAGGCAGUGGACGUCGCAGCGAGCCAUCUUACGACCAGCCGCUCUCGUUUCCACAUGGCCGCCGUGUUCGCAGAGUGGCGCCACGCGUCUCAGCUGUGUGCGAAGGUCACAGCAACAGAAGCAGAAUUGGCUAGAGUCCGUGCAGACAGCCGGUCGAGCGGGCUCAGGGACGCACGAAUUGGUGUGGCGAGCUUGCUCGCGGCCAGUUGCGAUCGCUCAUGGCUGGCGGCAGUGCUCACGAAGUGGUACCUCGCGUCCCAGCUCGCCAAGAGGACCACAGCAGCAGAGGCGGCAGACGCCAGGUCGCACAAGCUUCGAGAGGCACUUGGACGUCGCAGCGGGCCAUCUUACGACCAGCCGCUCUCGUUUCCACAUGGCCGCCGUGUUCGCAGAGUGGCGCCACGCGUCUCAGCUGGGCGCGAAGGUCACAGCAACAGAGGCAGAAUUGGCUAGAGUCCGUGCAGACAGCCGGUCGAGCGGGCUCAGGGACGCACGAAUUGGUGCCGCGAGUUUGCUCGCGGCCAGUUGCGAUCGCUCAUGGCUGGCGGCAGUGCUCACGAAGUGGUACAUCGCGUCCCAGCUCACCAAGAGGACCACAGCAGCAGAGGCGGCAGACGCCAGGUCGCACAAGCUUCGAGAGGCACUGGACGUCGCAGCGGGCCAUCUUACGACCAGCCGCUCUCGUUUCCACAUUGCCGCCGUGUUCGCAGAGUGGCGCCACGCGUCUCAGCUGGGCGCGAAGGUCACAGCAACAGAAGCAGAAUUGGCUAGAGUCCGUGCAGACAGCCGGUCGAGCGGGCUCAGGAACGCACGAAUUGGUGCCGCGAGUUUGCUCGCGGCCAGUUGCGAUCGCUCAUGGCUGGCGGCAGUGCUCACGAAGUGGUACAUCGCGUCCCAGCUCACCAAGAGGACCACAGCAGCAGAGGCGGCAGACGCCAGGUCGCACAAGCUUCGAGAGGCACUGGACGUCGCAGCGGGCCAUCUUACGACCAGCCGCUCUCGUUUCCACAUUGCCGCCGUGUUCGCAGAGUGGCGCCACGCAUUCCAGGCUGCUGCGAGGAGCGCGGCAUAUGAAAAGGCCCUUGAGAGAGCGUGUGCAGACAACAGGUCGCGAGGUUUCCGUGAUGGCCGAGAGUGUGCCGCAAAUUUCUUGGCAACGAGACUAUCGCACUACUGGCUAGCAACAGCAUGCAUGGAGUGGCACCGUGUUUCACAGCUUGCUGCAACGAGGACAGCCGCAGACUCGUUGGCAGACUCGUUCGCUGCAACGAGGUCAGCCGCACUCCAAAACGCCUACGCGGAUGGCAGGAUGCAUGGGCUGCGAGAAAUCAAGGACAACGUCGCGAGAGUAUUGGCCAAUAUUCAUUCCCUCUCCUGGGUAGCAGCGGUGUUUGCAGUGUGGUGCCGCGUCUCCCAGCUUGCUUCAAAGAGCGCCGCCGCAGAGGCAGCGUUGAGGACAGCCUGCGCUGAGGCCAGGUCAAGCGGGCUACAAGCAGCACGGGGUAUCGCAGCGAGCAUCCUGGCGACUAGCUGCGAUCGCUCCUGGUUGACAUCAGUAUUCGUGGAGUGGUGCAGAGUCUCGCAGCUCGCCACAACGAGCGCAGCCAUGGGCGCAAAGCUGCAGAGAGCUGGCGCAGACGGCAGGCUACGUGGAUCCAUAGAGUCUCGAGAGAGAGCUGCGAGCUUGCUGGCAGCAACUCGUUCCCGCUCGUGGUUGGCCGCAUUGCUGGCAUGUUGGUUCCAGGCAUCCAGGCUGGAAGCCCUGAUGAGGUGGCGCACCCGCUACUCGCAGGAUCUCGCGCUCUGGAAGCAGCUCGCUGGAAAGAGUCAGCACCAUAAUAGUUUGUUGAUGUCCUUCCACGGUUGGCAGCGAGCCACGUCUAAAGCCAAAGUGGACACACUCCGCGGCCGAAGCAAGAUCAUGCUCUUGGACCGGAUGAUCUCCCAAAUGCAGGAGGGCUUGAUGAUCGUGCUGGCGGAGUGGAGGCGGGCGCACGCGGUGUGCGCUCUGCGCCGCUCCGCCGAGGUGCAGGCCGAGGGCUCGGCCAGGAGGCUGGCAGUGGCGUGCAGGCUGCAGGCGGUCCGCGGAUGCGAGUGGCUCCUGGGCCUGAGUUGCCGAAGGCCUGCCGCGCUGGCGGCGGCGCUGCUCGAGUGGCGGCGUCGUGCCACCCGGGCGCUGCUGCGCAGGACGGUGUCCGCGGUGGCUGCGCGCUCGCACCGCCUCCAGCUCGCGGGGCUCCUCUCCGAGUGGCGCGGCGCCGCCGCGGCCUCGGCGGAGCGCGCCAGGGCCCGCGAGGGCCUCCGGCGAGGCCUGGAGGCGCUCGGCGCCUGCGCGCUGCGGGGAUGCUCCCGGCGGCGGGUCGCGGCGGCCUGGGCGGCCUGGCAGG